Messenger RNA from Neocloeon triangulifer, 5513 nucleotides. It is a transcript of the gene msn, whose product is annotated as serine/threonine-protein kinase mig-15. The record is from RefSeq and is a predicted model, not a curated record. The transcript has 22 exons. The coding region runs from base 235 to 3804 and encodes 1189 amino acids. Lineage: Eukaryota; Metazoa; Arthropoda; Insecta; Ephemeroptera; Baetidae. Gene Ontology annotation, biological process: protein phosphorylation. Gene Ontology annotation, molecular function: ATP binding; MAP kinase kinase kinase kinase activity.
GUUAGUGAUCGUGCUGAGAAUUUUACUGAAACAUUCGCACGGGGAGGUGAUGAUUUCUCGUCUUGAUCUCAUUUUAUGAAUGAUAAGAACGAUGAGUGCGUCGAGAAGAUAGCAGCGAAGCAACUUAGUUAAAUGGUGUGCAUGCCCAACAAGUCCGGAGCAGCGUUUUUGUUUUGCUGGGCGAUUUGCGGAUAAUUUUGACAAGAGCGACAGGUCAGUGGACCGCAGCUCAAGAUGGCGCAACAUCUAGCCCCGAGUGUGAAUUGCUCGCUGGAUGACAUCGACCUCAGUGCCCUGAAGGAUCCGGCUGGGAUAUUUGAGUUGAUAGAAGUCGUGGGCAAUGGAACGUAUGGACAAGUGUACAAGGGACGUCACACAAAGACUGGCCAAUUGGCUGCAAUUAAGGUUAUGGACGUCACAGAGGAUGAGGAAGAAGAAAUAAAGUUAGAAAUCAACGUACUGAAAAAGUAUUCUAACCAUCGAAAUAUUGCCACAUACUAUGGUGCUUUUAUCAAGAAAAGCCCACCAGGAAAAGAUGACCAGCUAUGGUUGGUCAUGGAAUAUUGCGGAGCUGGUUCAGUCACAGAUCUUGUCAAAUCUACCAAAGGCCAAAGUUUAAAAGAAGAGUGGAUUGCUUACAUUUGUCGUGAGAUUCUUAGAGGUCUUAGCUAUCUGCACAGCAACAAAGUUAUCCACCGCGAUAUCAAGGGCCAGAAUGUUCUGCUCACCGACAAUGCAGAAGUCAAACUUGUUGAUUUUGGUGUCAGUGCUCAGCUUGAUCGAACCAUUGGCAGGAGAAACACCUUUAUUGGAACACCUUACUGGAUGGCACCUGAGGUGAUCGCGUGCGAAGAAAAUUCUGACGCCACCUAUGACAAUCGUUCUGACCUUUGGUCUCUUGGCAUCACUGCUCUCGAGAUGGCCGAGUCUCAACCUCCUCUCUGUGACCUACACCCUAUGCGUGCCCUCUUUCUGAUCCCAAGAAACCCUCCACCAAGACUACGGUCCAAAAAGUGGCCGAAGAAGUUUCACAGUUUUAUCGAGACAGUCUUGGUCAAGGAUUACCACCAGAGACCCUAUACAGAACAGCUGCUGAAGCACCCCUUCAUCAGAGAUCAACCGACUGAGCGUCAAGUCAGGAUUCAGCUCAAAGACCACAUUGAUCACUGCAAGAAGCGCAAGAAGGAGAAAGAGAGAGAUGAUUAUCGCUACAGUGGAUCUGAAAACGAGGAAGAUGAGCCAGCUAUGGCUGGUGAACCGUCGUCUAUUGUUCAAGCUCCUGGUGAUAAUACUCUAAGGAGAAACUUUCAGCAAAUCCAGGCAAGAAGGGCCAUUGCGCAAAGUGAGAGGGAGGCUAUCCAGCCCAUUCCAAGGGAGAGAAGCAAAAAAGGGGAGCGGGAGGAAAUUCCAGACCCUGGCCCACCUGCCAGGCCUCCCCUUCCACAGAGACUCAUCGUUGUUCCAGAUCCACAACCACCGUCACGACCACUGCCUUUGCCCCCAAGAGACGACCAAAGGGAGCGACAGCAGCAGCCUCAGAGGAGUUCUCAGCUGUUCAAGCCAACAGACCUGGAUGCUUUGGCUGCACAGCUCAACGAGUUGGGUGCAGCCGCCAGGCCAAAUGGAAAAAUCCAUCAGCCGAGUGGUCCUUCGGCGCACCACCCCAGCUCUUCAAACCAGCAGUCAAUCAAUGUGCUAGAUCAGCCAGACAGUGAUUCAGAUGCUGAGGAAGACGGUCGAGUCCACAAUGACGGCACUCUUUUGGCUAGUGACCCUCCAAAACCUUUGCCUGGUGAAAAUGGUCAAGGACCUUCCAAUCACGAAGCGCCAGUCCCGAGUGGAGGUGCUCCUAAUAGACCUCUUCCUCCUACACCUGACGAUGAGGAAAGUGGCGAACGCACCCUGGUCCACAAGAGGAAAGCUGCUGCUGCCGCCGCCGCUGCUGCUGCUUCCGCUUCUGCUUUAAAAAAACCGUCAAUAACUACGGAGGAGCAAAAGUUGCUUCGGGACUGGGAUUUUACCAAGUUCUUUCAAGACAUCAAUGGUCGAAUCGAGUCUGCGAGAAAUCAACCAAAAAUCAAGACUUCUGCCGAAGCACCUGUUAUCACUCACAGAAGAGUCGAGAGCGAUUUGAAACUUCGGCGUGAGAAGUCUGACCUUUUUCCGAACAGAUCUUCUCUCCUUUUUGGAGUUGCCAAGCAACCAACCCAGGGAGAGCCAAUUUUGACUGAAUUCAGGAAGCAGCAGCAAAUCAAACAAACUGAAUCUCCGUGGAGGUUGAACAAGAGCAACGGUUCUGGUGGUGGCGGUGGAGGUGGCUUAAGACCAGCUGCAGACAAAAAUGCAGCAGCCGCCGCAGAUUUCAAGUCGCGUAGGCGUAACAGCACACACGGACUUGUUGCACUUUCCUCCUUCCCCGAUUCCCAGCUGUCAAGUGGUGCUAAGCAACGCGGCGACAUGGCUGGCGGAAGGAUGAGUGGUGGUGAUUUUAGUCGCAUGGAGUCUCCUGGUCAACUCAACACGCCUGGCUCGAGGACCAGCUCAGUCUUACCAGAUUUGCUUUCCCAGGCAUCCCCAAGUCCGGGCACACCAAACCAGAGGUCUCAGGACAAGUCAACCAGUGAUGAGUAUCGGCAAGCUAUGAGUAAAAAUCCCCACCUUCAGCAGAAACAGCGGUCGUUCUUGACCUUUGGAUUUGGUGCUGGUGGCUCUGGAACAAACACUGGAACCACAGGCUCCGGUGGUGCAUCAAGAAGAGAGUCUCAUGUUAACGUCAAUGUGACGCCCACCGCGCACGAAAUCUUGUCUGACACUCCUGAGAUUCGCAAGUAUAAGAAAAGAUUCAACUCGGAAAUCCUCUGUGCUGCCCUUUGGGGAGUCAAUUUGUUGAUUGGAACAGAGAAUGGGCUGAUGCUCCUGGAUCGUAGUGGCCAGGGCAAAGUCUACCAGCUCAUUUCUCGCAGAAGAUUCCAACAGAUGGAAGUGCUAGAGGGCCAGAACAUUUUGGUCACCAUCUCCGGCAAGAAAAAUCGAGUCAGAGUCUACUAUCUGUCGUGGCUGAAAUCUAAGAUUCUCAGAACUGACGGUGGCAGUGAAGUGAGUCAAGUGGAACGGCGUAACGGCUGGAUCAACGUCGGAGAUCUACAGGGUGCUGUUCAUUUCAAAAUUGUCAAAUAUGAACGCAUCAAAUUCCUUGUGAUAGCCUUGAAAGAAUCAAUAGAGAUCUACGCGUGGGCUCCGAAGCCAUACCACAAAUUCAUGGCUUUCAAGUCAUUUGGAGAACUCAUGCACCGUCCACUUCUGGUUGACUUAACUGUAGAGGAGGGCACGCGUCUUAAAGUGAUUUAUGGAUCUGCUGACGGAUUCCACGCCGUAGACCUAGAUUCUGCAUCAGUAUAUGAUAUCUACAUGCCAAAACACACCCAAGGACCGAUAUCACCUCACUGUAUCGUUCCCUUGCCAAAUUCAAAUGGAAUGCAGCUUCUGCUCUGUUACGACAAUGAAGGUGUCUAUGUGAACACCUAUGGAAAGGUGUCUAAAAACAUUGUUUUGCAAUGGGGCGAGAUGCCAACGUCUGUUGCAUACAUUGGGACUGGUCAGAUCAUGGGUUGGGGCAACAAAGCCAUUGAAAUUCGUAGUGUGGAGUCAGGUCAUCUUGAUGGCGUGUUUAUGCACAAAAAAGCCCAAAAACUCAAGUUCCUUUGUGAACGCAAUGACAAGGUGUUCUUUUCUUCGGCUAAGGGUGGAUCUUCGUGCCAGAUUUAUUUCAUGACCUUGAACAAACCUGGAAUGGCCAACUGGUGAAGUGCUUGCCAAGGUAAACAAACAAACCAACCAAACAAUCGUCUGCAGUUUUUAUCAAGUAUUUUUUCUAUUUGGAUAUUGGCAACAAGCAAAAGAAAGGUCAUGUAAGGAAACCAAAAAUAUUACAAUAUGAGUUAACAAUAAGAAAAGAAAAUUAAAUAUUUGAGUUAUUUAGUACUGUAAUAUCUGGGGAUGAACAGAAUUAAUGUUACGAACUAGCACAAAAGAGAUUUUUUUUGGGGUGAAGAAAGAAACCCCCUGCAGGAAAGAUUUAAUUUUCCCUUGGAAAAAAAGAUAUAUUUUAAAUUGUAUCAAGACUGUUUCCAUUUAUAUCGGAGGGUUUGGACAACAUGAAUACUGGUGAAUAAUAAGAAUUAAUUAUCUUGAUUUCCAUAUGAAUAGGACCGCCUUUAAUAUUCAGAGAAGCUUCUUUGCAAUUAUAUAUCAUUACGUGACAGUUAAACAAUGAGUGUGUCUUUUGUAUUUAGUUGCGUAACGAAAGCCAUUCUUUUAUGACUUUUUAUAUAUUUAUUUGUUGCUAUUAUGUCGUAUAAAAUUUAUUAACAAAUUUUGGAAUUGGUGAAAAUUUAAGAGCAAAAUGGAGAGGAGAUAUCAUAAAUAACACUAUUAUACGCUAGUGUGUAGUUUUGUUCUUCUUACUUAUUUAAUGGCAUUAUUUUGUACGAACGGAGUAUGAUAAUGUAGCACACAAGUUUUUGGGAGUUUUAAAGGCUCGACGAUAAGUUUUCUUAUUGCAAAUAUCAGCAUGCUGAUUUUGAUUUUCAUGACGAAGUCGUCAGUUGUAACUUGACCGUUCAACUGAGCAGGUUGUUUUUUUCUAAACAAAUAGUUCACUAGGAAGUUUUGUACUCGCGUUGAUUGAAAAAUACUACAGGUUACACAUGGGAGACCAGAGUAUAUCACUACACAAAUAUUUCUCUGUGAAAAGCUAAGCCAAUUCAUUUCUCUCCCAGCUGCAAUAUUCUGCCAUUUUUUACUUUCAUAUGUAAUGUAGCAAUGAAGAACAGCAAGACGUAGAUUUCAUAAAACCUCCCUCCACCCCAUUUUUCACCACUCUUCUUAUUCAUAAUACAACAUUCUCAUACUUCUCAUGUUAGAAACAAAUUAAUACAGCUCAUAAACAAACACAAAUGUACCACUUUCUGUUCUUAUUUCCAACAGAAUAUCAUUCACAUGUGCUCAAUUUUUUAUUUGCUUUUUGAUGAAAUUUCCUAAAACAAUGAGAAGUAGUAAGUCACCAGGUAAUUAGUAAUAUAUUAGUAAGACAUGUUUCAAAAAGUCUUUUCAGAAAUGGAUCUGUAAAUAUAUUACUCGUAUUUUUUUUUCACCGACCGAAUCUUUUGUUACAAACUCCGCAAGGAAAACAUGUCAGCGCAUUUAUAAAACAAGCAAAGCAAGUGGCGUUUUUCUUUAGAGAAAAUGCUAGCUUAAUUAUGUAAAGUGAAGAAGAUGAUGUGUGUCUUCGUUAACAAUUACAAUUUAUAUUCUCUUGAUUAAUUUCUCUAGUAUCAUACCAGAUUUGAUUUUGUAUAAGCGAUCAAUGAUUGUAGUCGUAGUGACAGGCACACCAAUUAUUAUUAUAUUCUGAACAGAAAUAUCUAUGUGAUCAUUUUAUUAUCAAAAUAGCCCAGAAUUUUUUACUGUAUUAUAGUUAAUCUCCUGAAGAAUAAAAUUGAAAGAAACCAAAA